Molecule: messenger RNA, 1342 nt
Organism: Dendrobium catenatum
Lineage: Eukaryota; Viridiplantae; Streptophyta; Magnoliopsida; Asparagales; Orchidaceae
Product: 28 kDa ribonucleoprotein, chloroplastic
Exons: 4
Coding region: 98-928 (276 amino acids)
Cellular component (GO): cytosol
Molecular function (GO): mRNA binding
Source: RefSeq, a predicted model, not a curated record
UACAUGGUAGUAUCGGCAAUUCAGCGCUUAAAAAAACACUAUUAAACCCGCCCUCCUAACGGAAGGUUCCCCGACGCCUGAACCCUACCUCAUUAACAUGGAGACGGCGACCGCGACAGCGACGAUGACGACGCCGGGAAACUUUUCUUCCUGGAUUCCCAGAUCCAACGUUUACCCGAACUCCGUGAAAUUCGGCGCUCCUCUUCUCGUGCGUACCAUCUCUCUUAAACUCUCAGCCGCUACCCACCGCACCAAUCGGCGGAAUAGCUUCUGGGUGUUCUCUGAGGCGCACGGUACUGCAGUUGCAGCGAAAGAAACCGAGGAAUACGAGGAAAAUAACCGAGACGAUGACGUUAAUCGGAGAAAACUUUACGUGGCGAAUUUACCGUGGGACUAUUCGGCCACUGAUCUCCAGAAUCUAUUUGGCCAGUUCGGCCACGUCCAUGAUGUGGAGAUAAUUAAGCAGAAGAAUGGGAAGAGCAGAGGAUUUGCUUUCGUUGCCAUGUCUUCCCCGGAGGAGGCUCAAGUUGCAAUCGAUAAAUUGGAUUCUUUUGAAUUGUUAGGAAGGAUCAUUAGAGUUGAACUUGCAAAGAGCUUUACGAAACCCUACUCUACUCUAGCACCUACAAACUCUACUAAUGGAGAAACAAGAAACUGGAUCUAUGUAUCAAAUCUUGCUUGGAAAGUAAGGUCUGUCAAUCUUAGGGAGUUUUUUGCUGACAAGUUCAAACCAGUAUCUGCUAGAGUGGUUUUUGAUGGCUCAUCUGGGAGAUCUGCUGGAUAUGGAUUCGUUUCUUUUGCCACAAAUGAAGAAGUAGUGGCUGCUAUUUCUGAAUUGGAUGGGAAGGAGCUUAUGGGAAGGCCUCUUAGGCUGAAAAUCAGUCAAAAGGAUAGUAUCGAUGAACCUGAAAUCACUGCAGAAGACUAAAUGAAAUGGCAAUUUGUUGUAUUUUGAAAGCUAGAUGGCAAUAUUGCCCCAUACUGGUUAAAGUUGGAGUUCUAUGGUUUUCGCUUGCAGUAAACAAAGCAAGAGCUAGUAGAAAGCUGAAAUGGAGAAACAUUUUCUACUUGGUAUCAGUUAUUAGUUAUGCUUUCUGCACCACAUUUCUACUGGUAUUAAUAUCGAAGCCCACCUUUUCCAUAUCUUCUUGUAACUUACGUGAGUGGAUCCUGAACUUAUUCUUAUGAAUUUGAUUUGUUCAUUGAGAUAAUUAGUUUGCUUAUGUUUCAAAAGCUAAGCAGAAAAGGUAGCUGCAAUUCUAUUCAUUUCUUUUCUGCAAUCUAUAUCCAUUAUUGAGCAUUUACACAUUCAAACUAUAUUGGGAAAAAAAAAAAAACUUGC